Molecule: messenger RNA, 1372 nt
Organism: Thermothielavioides terrestris NRRL 8126
Lineage: Eukaryota; Fungi; Ascomycota; Sordariomycetes; Sordariales; Chaetomiaceae
Exons: 1
Coding region: 433-1170 (245 amino acids)
Source: RefSeq, a predicted model, not a curated record
AUCCGUUGUUAAUCCAAGUCAGCACUGCCAACACCGUGCCGAGAGCGUGCAUCCUCGACCACAAGCGGCAAAGCACGUAAGCUCGCCGUCGAUUCUGGACGCAAAACGCAUGUGGUUCUCGCUUCCUCUAACGCCACAGAAAGAGGGUAGCAGCUCGGUCUUCAUUCCAAGCCUGCCCUGCUCCAGACUUGGACCAGACCGUGUCCACGUUGCUCCGAAGCUCCGCUCUGGCCCACAUCAACUGCUUGGCUCUUCUCGGUUUAGUGAAAACCCCUCAGUCACCACGCCGCCCAGUCACCGCGGUAUUUCCAUCGCAUUCGACGACGAGCAAACCCAAUAUCUCCGGCCAGAAACUGGCAGUCUCUCCCGAAAUCCUUCCACGGCUGCCGUCACGCGCCAUCGAGCUCGGCUUUGCCACGCUGGUCCGCCGCAAUGAGCAUCGAGGGGAACGAGCUGCUCGAGGCCUUCAAGGCCGCCGCCCUGUCGGUGACGAAGCUCUAUAAACUGUCGGCUUCGGCGCAGGCCAAGUCGCGCGCGGAUGGAUACCAAGACUGCCUCGAAGAUCUUCUUUCGUUCCUAGACAAGGAGGCUAUUGGCUUGCAGGACGGCGAGGCGCAGAGGGUGCGCAAGUGGGUCACCGACCGGAUAGAGGGGCGAGAUGGGACGUCGCCGCCGCUUGAGAGCGACGACGAAGCAGAUAAAUCCGACCCUCCCGUUCUGUCCUCCCCGCAGAUGCCGCGCGCGGCUCCGGCUCCGGUACAGCGUCUGAGCGACAAGAACGAAGUCCACAUGAGAGAUUCAUCAGCGCCCCCAGUCCUCACGACGGUACCCCUCGCACCGACCCCGACAGUGGAAGAAGCCGAUAUCGUUGUUCCGACACAAGACACUUUUACCUUUCAAGCAUCACAUCCUUACCCUCAUGAUGAGGCCCUACGCCUAGCCAACCUCGACCUCUCCGACUCGCAAGCAAUGGGCCCGUCAAGCAGUCGCUCAGCGACGCGAAGUGGGAGGAAUAGGAAUGGACGGACAGGGCCACGGCCGUUGCUGGGGAGGGGAGCCGGGCAGAAGCGGAAGCUCAACCUAGCCGAGAUCUUUGAUCUGGGCAACCUGGAUUAUGGGAACGGCAAAGACGUGUUCGGGGGCGGUGGGAAACGGAGCCGGUUCAUAUGACGCAGGCUGGCUUGAGGCAUAUUCCACACAAUCCCUUUCCCGUUCUCAGCACUGGUGGGAUCUUGUCUCGUUGCGGGAGGAAUGGGGGAGCAUUCUCGCUCGCGUUGGAUGGCAUUCCUAGGAGCGCAUCAGCAUCGGCACGGACAGGCGAGGAGCAAGGGCAAGGACAAGGACAUGGAUUUGACACCCCGUGGGCACGCUA